AAAGAUAAAGAGCGAAAGAGAACGUCGGUAUACGAUAGUGGUUCAAUAUUAAUUUGCGUUGGAAGAAAAGCCCUACAGGAGAAAAGCCCCACCUACCCGAAUGUGUGUACUGUACAGCAGCGCAGCGAGCGACGACGACGGCAUCGACAGAUUCAUCGGGUUGCUAGCAGAAAGCAGCGAACAGCUCUCUCUGUGGUUUAGUAGAUUCGACACACACUCUCAGUCGGGCCGAGCCGUAGUUUGUCAAUGUAGAAAAUUAAAUCGUCUGCAGGUUUUUCCGAGAAGAAAGCGGCUGGCUAGUGAAAAACCACGGUUUUUGUAACAUUUUAUUUAGUUCAUCGUAAUCGGGUACGUUUGCGCGGUCGGGUCGGUGGCGAAUUAUAUCCAAACGAAAACUGGAAUAGAAUGUCCAGAGAUGUGAUGGCUUCCUGCUCUGGCUGUGUUAGGCGACAGUAGUGGAGACAGCCACUGCAGUGCGAGUUGCGAAAAAAGUUACCCGCUUGCUGUGAUUGAGUGUUCAAUUUGUGAAAGGUGACUACGGUAUGGAAAACGAAUAAAGUUUAAGUGAUUGCGAGAAAAAGUCAGCCCGUUCAAGUCACCAUUUCUGUCGUGAGCAUCCGGAUUUGUGCCCCGAAUCGUGGGAUCAUUGCACAAAAAAGUGUCAAAAGAAACGGUAGAACAAAAAUCGAUAAAUCCGUGUCCUGCAGUUGUAUGCGUUUGUGAAAGGCGGAAGAAAUCGGAAGCCCUGACAAAGUACUCAACAAAACAAACCGCACGAUAAAGAGGCUUCCCCGGAAUACAAAGAAAAAUGUUUAAGGCAAAAAGUUAUUAAAUUUGUGUGUUUGAUGGUGUGAAUAGAAUAGCCCAACGGAAAAAAUAAGAAAUAAAAAUUUAUUAAAAGUGAAACUUGCUGGCAUCACGCGAAAGCCCCAUCAUAGCAGGCAGGCAAACAAUGAUACCACGCCUGCUGACCACGGCCACGUGGUUGGCAAUUGUGCGGGUGCUGACACUGCUCUUACUGGCCCAUCGCAGUGGCCUAUCGGCUGCGAUACCGACCGUGAAUCUUACGACGAAUCCGGCCAACGACUCUUCACCACAUGCUGACUUGUCGGAGCCGGAAAUUCCGUACGAAGAGUUGGAGGAACCACGCGUACUACCUCUGCAAUCACUGCCUGCCGCCGUUGUCGUAGAGACAACAUCGACGGAAGCUAGCGGAACUACUGGUGCUGCUGAGCAGCAUUACUUUCUGCAGGCACUUCCCCUAGCGCUAGCGGACGGAGCCAAUCAACCCCAUCCGGACAGUAACAGUAUACUGAAGGUGAUUCUGGAGGAACCGGAAAGCAACGAUGAACCGUUUACCACUACCAGUGGGUAUCCGACAUUUUCGGCGGACGAUAACAUCGUCCCCAGCAGACCGCAGAAUUUGAGCGUACUUGAGAUUACAUCGACGACCAUCAAGAUCACGUGGCGUGAGCCGGAAAAAUCAAACGGGGCCAUUCACGGCUAUCGGGUGUACUAUGUUCACCAAAAUCAGACGCUGCUGCACCUGCCAAUACUGAAAUCGGAAGCUGCUGUGAAUUCGGUCUACACCUACACGCUGUCGAAUUUGAAACCGUACAGCGAUUACAAGAUCAUCGUAGCAGCUUUCACCAAGAAAAACGACGGUGAACCAUCGGAGGUCUCUACCCGAACGGACAUCAGCGGUCCGAGUGCACCGAAAGUAGUGAACCUAACAUGCCACAACCAGGACGCGUUAUUCUUCGGCUGGCGUAUUCCGCAGACCUACUACAACACGAUCGAUUACUACAUCAUCAGCUAUCGAAAUGUAGUGUUUGCCGAUUUCCGCGAGAUUCGUAUCACAGCGAAUGCCUCCAUCGUGGAGACUUCGAUGAUCAUCCCGAACCUGACCACCAAUAUGGUGUACGAGGUGAAAGUCCGGGCGGCAUCCACCAGUGUCAUCAAUCCGAAGCAGAUUAUUCUUGGAUCCUACUCGGAACCUAAAAAGAUUUCCCUCCAACCGAACUGUGAGAAAAUCCCGCCGCCAUCACAACGACAAUCGUACGAUGAUUACAAUCUUGCCGUCCUGGCCGGUAUCGUUUUCAGCUGCUUCGGACUUCUACUGAUCGUGCUGGCCUUCCUGCUGUGGAAGAAAUGUUUCCACGCUGCCUACUACUACCUGGACGAUCCACCGACCUCGCAGAGUGGCAACACGGCCGGUCUGAUCGAUUGGGAAGCUCCCUGCGAAGUGGGCGGUGAAGUGCGAGGUUCCGUACCGGUGACGGAGUUUGCGAAACAUGUAGCCUCACUGCAUGUCGACGGUGACAUCGGAUUCAGCAAGGAGUACGAAGCCAUCCAGGGGGAAGCACUGAACGAUGAGUACCCAUCGGAACACUCGCAGCAUCCGGAUAACAAGGGGAAGAAUCGUUACCUGAAUGUGAUUGCUUAUGAUCACAGUAGAGUUCACCUGCGACAGGUUCCCGGCCAGAAGAAACACUUGGACUACAUAAAUGCUAACUUUAUUGACGGUUAUCAGAGAUCGCGUGCCUUCAUUGGCACGCAAGGUCCUUUACCGGGGACAUUCGACUGCUUCUGGCGGAUGAUUUGGGAACAACGGGUUGCCAUCAUCGUUAUGAUCACGAAUCUGGUGGAACGAGGUCGGCGAAAGUGUGACAUGUACUGGCCAAAGGAUGGAUCGGAGAUGUACGGCGUAAUUCAGGUUCGCCUGAUUCGGGAAGAUGUUAUGGCUACCUACACGGUGAGGACGUUCCAGAUGAAACAUACUAAGUUGAAGAAAAAGAAGGCAUCACAGAUGGAGAAGCUGGUUUAUCAGUAUCACUACACUAACUGGCCGGACCACGGUACACCGGAUCAUCCGUUGCCGGUUAUAAAUUUUGUGAAGAAAUCCACCGCUGCCAAUCCGUCGGAUGCAGGUCCGAUUGUGGUUCACUGUAGCGCCGGUGUUGGCCGAACCGGAACCUAUAUAGUACUGGACGCGAUGCUGAAGCAAAUCGAGAGCAAGGGAAUGUUGAAUGUUUUUGGCUUUCUUAGGUUUAUAAGGGCACAGCGGAACUAUCUGGUCCAGACGGAGGAACAGUACAUCUUUAUCCAUGACGCCCUCGUGGAAGCCAUUGACAGUGGGGAGACGAACAUUAAGAUAGAUGCCAUCGGAGGACUUGUCAACCAUAUCGAGUACAUUGAUAGUCAAUAUAAGCUCAUCACCAGCUACCAGCCGAAAGAUAUUAACCUGACCUCGGCACUGAAGCCGGUGAAUGUCAUCAAGAACCGCAGUUCGCUGGUUCCGCUGGAGGGAAGCCGAGUUCAUCUGACGCCUAAGCCGGGUGUCGAAGGCAGUGACUACAUCAACGCAACAUGGCUGCACGGUUUCCGUCGGUUACGGGACUUUGUUGUGACCCAGCAUCCGUUGCUCGAUACCUUCAAAGACUUGUGGCAGAUGGUAUGGGAUCACAACGCACAGACCGUGGUGCUGUUGUCGUCUGCUGACAAUAUGUCUUUUCUCCAGUUUUGGCCAAACGAAUUGGAACCGCUCGAAAGUGAUUACUACCGAAUUCGAAUGGUAUCCGAGGCAACUGAGAACAACUACAUCGUGCGAAACUUCGUUAUCCAAUCGAUUCAGGACGACUAUGAACUAAGCGUGCGGAUGUUUGAGAAUCCCAUGUGGCCCGAUAUGGCCAAUCCGAGAUCGAUAUACGACUUUGCAGUCCGGGUUCACGAACGGUGUGCAGAGUAUCGAAACGGGCCGAUUGUGGUCAUUGAUAGGUACGGUGGUUUCCAAGCGUGCCAGUUUUGCUGCAUCAGCUCGCUCGCAAUGCAGCUGGAGUACGACCAGACGGCAAACGUCUAUACGUACGCGAAAUUGUACCACAACAAACGGCCCGGUAUCUGGAGUUCAUACGAGGACAUACGACAGAUCUAUCGGAUACUGUCCUACAUGCCCAAGGAGUUGGGUUUGCUCAAGUGCACCGAACUGCGGACAGAGUUCGACGAUGCGGCCAUAAUGACGGCGACGCCCGAUUUGUACAGUAAGAUUUGUAGCAACGGUAGUAUUAAUGCCCAUCUCAACAAUGCCGGUACGGGGGCGGGAAACGGCGGAACCGGCGAUGGGGGUCAAACGGGAAACGGGAUGAAUGGGGCGCCAGUGGCUGGGAACGGAACUGGCCAGACUGCACAGACCACAAUCCAAAACGGGGGCACGGUGAUUGUGAAGAUGAACGGCGAGGACAACGACGAGCUGUCGGUGGUGGUAGCCACCAGCAACCAUCUGAACUUGGAUCACAAUCAGACGUAAAUUGGGGGGGACGCAUGGGGCAGGGAUUCUAGAACGACACUCAUAGGAUUAACCGGAAAGCGCCGAGAUAAUAGUCAUGUCGUUAGUUUUACGCAGUGCUGUGUUUGGCAGUCAUGUUUUUACGAAUAGUAACUACUAAUAUUACGCAGAAAAUAGGGGUGGGGAACUCGAGUUAGGCAGAAUAGUAUUUAUUAAAAAAAAAAAAGAAAUUGUGACGCAAAUGUUGGGGUGGGACAGAGCAGAAAAAGAUGAUGAAAAAAUUCGACACUAAUUUUGAUAGUCAUGUCCGACUAGUUUAAAAGAUCAAUUUUUUUUAUUUAGAAAUAUUUUAGCGAGUAAUUCGGGUUUAAAUCACUAAUUUGGAAACGGGUGUUCGCCGAAUGGUAUGAGCUGAAUCUUUCUGUUGUACAUAAAACGCUAUUUUCCUGUUUCACGUAUAAAGUUCAUUAAUAUCCAACGAAAAUUCUACGAAAUAGCUGUUACAAUGUGACGUCGUCAUUGUCAUGAAUAUUCACGAGAAAACAAGUACGAAUCUUAACGUCAUUCUCUGAUCCCUGUUUAAUUCCACGCAAGCAUUGUUUACCCCAGCGUUCGAACGCCACAAACAAGCUUUUGAGGUUGGUGUUCCGACUGUGAAACGUGGACUGGAUUGUGAAUUUUCAGUCACGACCAGAGUUAAAAAUAAUCGAAGCUCUUUUUUGACGACUGAUAAUGAACCUGAUGCGACUCGCGGUGAAUAGAAAAAAUAUUCAUUCAAAUAUCUAUGCUAUUCAUUCAGUUGAAUAUCGUACAAUAUAUUCAUUUCGCUAAUUAUUUAGGAAAAUGUUUUCAAAUGCCGGUAAAGCAUAUAAAACAACAAUCAUCAUCGCUUACAUUGUGCCACGGCCUACUUUGAUGCGUUGUUGUGCAGUCGCUUCGUGUAAUAAUCGGAGAUGAAUGAAAGUCUGCAUGGAUGAAUGGGCGGUUUGUUCGUUUGACGUUUUCAGCUGCGUCACUGAAUAUUGAAAAUGAAUGCGGCUGAAUAUGAUCAAUUUUCAUUCAAUGAAUUUGAAUAUUUUUAACUCUAGUCACGACUAAAAAUUCUGCGUUUCUUCGCGUGCCUCAAGUUCUUCCUAGUGAGUGGAUUGUAAAAGAUGGAGAGCAAUUGCAAUGGCCACUAGAGAACCAUUCCGGUGAUGCCAUAACUGAUAACACUGACUGGUGGCGUAUAAAGAUCAAAUUGAAACCGCUUUGCAACGAUGUAACUAAUUUACUUUUUCUGUUUAAAGUUGUUGCUUACUGCUUCGAGGUUGGAAAUAAUUCUGACUCAAAUUACUGCUUGGCAACGCAAAUUUGAAUGCUUUCUAGAAUGAUACGCUAAGUGGCUUGUUGUUACUACUAAUGCAUGAACAAAGAAUGUGCAGCCAUGGCACUUGUCUUCAAUGGGAAUUGAAAUUUAGUGGUUGCCUGAUACGGCGAUAGGACAUAACCAUUAAUUUUGCAACGCUUAUGGUAAGCUUAUUCCAUCCACACUAAUCAACGAACAGAUCCAGUAGUGAUCGGAGGCGAACGCAAUCAUCGAUAUCACGCUACAUCUGCAGAUAGUCAGCGUACGCGAGUCUGUACUCUGGACCAAGUAACAACAUUGCAUCAUUGAAGUACAAUUCGAACAAUAGUCGGCUGAGGUUACUACCAUGCGGUACUCCAGAUGGGUUGGUGAAAAACGACGAAGUUCUUGACUCGAGCUCAACAUCCCUCUGUAGUUAAUGACAUUACACUUGUCUUCUUUUUUAUGAACAGGAACCACGAAUGACUGCUUCCAAAUCGCACGAAAUUUUGAAUCAGUGAACUGUGGAUCUUCUGCUCAGCGGUUUCGCAAGGGCACCAAUAUUGCGGCAAAGCACGACAGAAGGAAUGCCGGAAGGAACAUUUAAUAGUGCUAAAGGCAAUUCGGAUGAGUGAACCGAUUGCGUUGCAAAUAUCGACAAAAAAAGAGUAGCAAACGAUUCGCAUUUCUCUCCGACUAUUGAUAAUUUCACAUCGUGGGGUAAAACGUUCGUUGGAAUUGUGGAAAACUUUCUCUUACAGUUCGCGUAAUUCCAAAAUGUUUUAGGGCUUCGUUUCGAUCUUGUUUACACCCGCAAAACGUACGAUUUAUAUAGCAAGGAAUUCAGCUAACGACACUCAUUACAUACAAAAUGAAAGCUGCCUUUGUUUUCAGGUGAGGGGCAGUAUCGUAGCCUGCGAUGGGAAGCGUUAAGUUUUAAUUUUAUUUUCUUAGAAGAGACGUGCUCGAUACAAGGAUGACAGCAGGACUACGGACCGGUACGUUAGAAUCCAUCGAAUUAUUCAACACAUUAUACAAAACGUUUCCAUCAUCGUCAGAAUUCUGUCCGUCCAAAAGAACCACCGAAAUGAUUCGUGACAGAGUAUCCAAAAGUGUAUCGACAUCGAUUGUAUUAAAGCCCAACGGCAACAGCUCGCAUUCGGUAUUAUCAAGGGAUGGUUCACGUACAUCUUAUACUAGAAAUGAUAAGCCAAUAACCAACGGCGGAUGAUGAUCAUCAUCACGGGCAGCAGCGGCGAAACAGAAUACAUUACAUCAACGGGCACAUCCAGUGAGCAAAAGAUCAAGUCAAGUGUGCGCUCUAAAUGAUUAUAUAUGCGAUUGGCCUAAUGCAAAUAAGGAAAAUCCAUACUAUCCAAUAGUAAGGAGCCAGCCGCAGAUAGGACCACUGAGUCACAGGGACGAUUUCUAUCGUUAACCAUGAUCCAGGAUAUCCCAUGCUGGUUAUAGUCACCGCAAACUAGCACAUGAUCUGUGUCGGAUCCAUUUUCACAAAAUUUCUUGGAUCGAUUCAAUAUGCACAUUUAGUAUGUCGGUAUCCUUGCUCUUGCCGGGAGGAACAUAAAUGGCACAUAAUAAUAGUCGUUUGGAUCCAAUGAUCAUCUGGUAAUAUUCACAUUUGAACGGAUAAGCUCAUUAUUCACAGCAAGCAGCAUGCCCCAAAGCUCGCUUUGUUUCUAUAUUUCGUAUUCCAUUCGCAGCGGUAUACGCCGUAGUUGCUUCCAAAAAACUGUGACAAUUUGAUAGCUGUUGAUCAAAAUGAUGACAUCUAAGUUGAGUGUAUUACAAUAAAAAUCGUCGAUCGUAGUGAGCAGUCCUCGAACGUUUUGAUAGUAUACCCAGUGGUGACAUCAGGUCCGAAAUAACAAACAACACAAAGUUACUCGUCUUUGGUGGAAACCCUAGGGUUCCCACCAUCCACAGAAAGUCGCCAAAAAUAAUUAUUACGGAUGAAGUAAACCUUAGAAAAAGCCUUAUAUAUUUGUCAGGAUGAAGAGGUUGCGAUAGCUGAGGAGUGUGCUUUAUUUUUUGAAUAGUCGACGAAUUUACUACAUAAAAUUGCUUCCGGUCAAGUAGAAGCAUCAAGAGCAAAUUCCUUCAAUUUUAAAGGACACAUACGUUAAAUUGUUUAUAUCUACAUCUCCGAACCAUUGGCGAAAAACUGCCCACAUACAGAGAGGCAACUUCUGCUAUGUUAAGCUUCAUGUUCAUCCUCACGAAUCGAUGAUUUUACCGGACAUUUCGAAAAGUCAACAGCAACACAGCUUGACCGGACCGAGGCAUAAACUGGCUUUUCAUUGUCACCCAUUGUUCACGUUUCACACCAAUUUGAUUGCAUGCCCUACUAUUGCAGUGGAGCAAUUUUUAGCUGCUGGAUUGAACAAGAUGAGAAAUCCGACUGAUCUGUCAAAAUCAAAAAUGAACCAAAUGAAUCAUUCUCCAUGGAUUAAUUUAGCUGAUAAACGACGCUAUCGUAUCGAACGUUGCCAUUCAACACUCCGAUGUAGCGAUGGCUCGUGCAGGGAAUUCGAUGUACCACUGUGUUGUCUCUAGAAGAGCAGCCAUGUAAAACACAUUUCCUUUCCACUUGCAAGCGCACUUCAAAUGAACGGUUUAUCGUAAAGCUGCCUCGGAAAAAGUAUGUCAACUAGAUUGAUGAUUGCCGUGAUUUAGCUUUGAAACGAUUCCUGCUGCUAGAAACAGCGUGUCGCGAUGCGUUAUCCGCCAAUUGACAGCGAUGAUCGCCCGAAGUUGUUUCCCAGUGCACAAAUGGUGCCCUGGCUCGGAUGAGUUUCGCAGCGUAUUCCAUCGCGAAAAGAAGUUGUCUCGGUAUGAGUAUGUCACCAACGAAGCAAUAAAAGUACGUAUAUUAACGUGAGGUCCGAAUAACGAACUGUUUCUCAUCAACAUCAACGACUGUCAACGACCAGCGACCAAAGGGAUCAUCUAAUCUGAGAUUGCAAGAUUCUUCGAUCCACUGGGAUUGUUCUCGCCGACGAUGGUUAUCGCUAAGUUUCUGAUGCAGUAUUUCUGGAAAACAAACAGGAUAAGAUGUCAUUAUGGAUGAAUGAUUCCGACAAGAAUGGCGACUGUUUAAAAACUUGCUGUCUCACAUAAAUCUCAUCGCGGUACCAUAUUUUCUUAUACCGUUUCCUACAAACUACUUUUCUGAUGCUUCUGUACAGUUCCACCAUCUAAGUCAUGAGUUAUUGAUUAGUCAAGCAGAUUCAUUUGCUUCGCAGAACGAUUUGAAACACGUCGUCGAAUGUAAUGACAUUUUAUACAGCAUCCCAGCAGAUAUAGAUAAUGACACCAUUAAAGUUAUAGCUACAAUAGCUGGCACCGCGUACUAAUGCUGGCAUUAUCAAACAACACGUUUCAAAAUACGGAGAAAUGGGUACCGUUAAUGAAGAUACGUAGAGGAACUUCUUCCCAGGCAACCACGUUCGUUUGCCAAAACCUAUCCAAUUCAAAUUAUUUCAGUGAACUUUGACCACGCACCCAGAGCAGAUUCCUAUGUGCCAACUCUGUGAUCAGCCACUAUACCACGGAAAGCCUUGCGUAGAGGCUUCUAAGCAAAUCCCAUCGAUUACGACCAACAAUAGUACACAGUCGUCAUAUGCUAAACCACAACCGGUUGCUAAACCACUGAAGACCGGGCAGUAACAAACACUAACACUAGCAACGAUCGGGCUCAGUACCACUAAACCAAAUGCAAUAACAAAACUCCAAACCAACAACCAACGUCACCAAUAAAGUGAUCCGAAAGCACAAGCAACAAAAAGGAACAUAAUGCAGUACUGAUGACGACAUGGACAUGAACGAAAACGCGAGAGAAGGCAGACCAAAUGAUCCCCAAAUUGCGGCGGACCACGCAACUAAUGUUCCUCUACCGAGAAAGAGAAUUUCGUUUUGAAAUGCCACCGAGGUGCCAUUUCAAAACGAGUUUUAUUUCUUACACGCAUUGAAAACUUUUCUUGUCAGUUCUCAGUGAUUAUGUUGCGUAAAAAGCUGUAUAGAUGAUUGUCUAAGCAACUAUUUUUCUCUAUAACUUCUAUUUACAAAAAAAAUAUCUUCAAAAGUCUAGUUUCGUUUGUAAACAGCUCACUGGAAUACGCGAAUUAAUAAUUAUCCUAAAUUACUGAGCAUGUUGAAUAACGUACCUUAAAUCAGUACACGCUUCUUUCUCCCAGUUUAUCCAGAGCAAAUAGGAGGCUCCUUUUUACUCCUGUUUGCUAACAGAACAAGAGAAUUCAGGUGCAGUUUUCUCCCUGUUUGCUCCGGAGUACUUUCAGUUUCUCCUGAUACUGGAACAAACCUAAUGGCAAUCCACAUUGUUCGACUACAAAUGUUGGCAGUGUUUGACAGUUCUCUCAGUGCCGCUACGGUAGGGGGGUCUUUGAAAGCUUAUCGAGUGCAUGUGUAUUGUACUUCCAUCGUUCCCCUUCUCAUUAUGGCGAACACCCGAAAAAGCUCUAGUCGAAAUUGGAAAAGCAAGCAUACACAAUUAAUCGGUUACUAUCACAUAAGUAAAAUUAUAAUUUGUUUCGUUUGUUUAAGUAGGGGAGAAUAUGAACUAUCUAGUAUGUGAUUCCAGUGAUUUAAGGUUAGAACUAGCCUUCGCGUACAUCUUUCCGUCGAAAUAGAGUUAUUAAAAGUUAAACAAGUUUCAACAAAAGAAGGCGAUGCUAAUGGUACGAGCGUAGAGUAAAGUUUGGCUGAAUCAGAAAAAAAGACUGGUUUUCUAUGUUUUGUUUUUAAAUUAUACCAAUAUACUAUUGGAAAGCACAAACACCUUAGGCAAGAAAACACUCGAGUGAACCAUUGAAAACAAAAAUCGUUGAACGCAACUAAAACUCAUAUAGUUAAAAUGUAUGUGAAAAAAUAGGAAAUUUUUAGGUCUGUGCCAAACCGACUUUUUCAACCUAGAUCGCACAAGUACACUUUCCAUCAUUCGCAUCUGGUGUAGGUUGAUCGGGAAAUAAAUGCCAUUUCCAUUCAGAGUCCUUUGUGCACAUUUCACCGAAGAAUUAGUCGAAAUUAGGAGCGCAAAUUUUGCGUUGCAUCUGUUGCCAUCAUUUCGCAAUCAGCCGCUAUCACUAAAGUCUGGUAAGGACAGAGAACAAGGUAACCUGGCAUGAAGAUUGUCCCAAUUCAACUCGCAGAACUAUGGUUGAAAAAUAAAGCUUGUUUCGAUGCGCUAUGAUCGCGAAAGCGGCAAACCGUAAGAAAAACAAAUGCACGCAACAGAUACCGUACUACGUCUAUCAAAACCAUAACUGACACAUUCACAAAAACACACAUUCAUAAACGUGUAAAUUUACCGUUCCUUCUAAUUCCUAUAGGAAACAAUAAUAAAUAACACAACCAUAAAAAAAACAAACGAACAACAAUAAAAACUAACUAAAACACGAUAGGUGACAUAGAACUCGUACUAGUUAAAAUUCGUCGCAACUUCGAGCAAAAGUUAUAAAAUAAAAUCUUUAAAAAUGAUGAAACCAACAACUAAAUGGUAGUUGAAAUAUAUCCACUAUUAUUUCUACAAACACUAGUGUUUAGAAACUAGCGCCGGAGCAGAUAACCAGAUACGAAGGAAAAGAUUUUAUAAAUCUUAUGAGAUAUUCUCAUGUUUUAUUAUGAUUAUUAUCAUCAUCAAACACCUAUACUUUUACACCUAUCUUAGAUGGUUUAAGCAUUUAUUAGUUCUUCCACGCAUAUUGUUUUCUGCUAUGUAUUUCUGGAAAAGCCAGACGAUGGGUUUAUUGACUGAGAAAACUGUCGUUGGCCUAUAUAGUUAGUUUACGGUGUGAUAAGAAGCGGAAACACCUACCAAGCGCAAGUGGAAUUAGCAAUCGAGAGAAAAUAAAAUGUAAUCAGAUUAUUCUAGCAAGUAAGGCAAGCGAUGGAAAGGGGUUUUGAGGCGGAGAAGAAUUGGGAAAGGGAUAAGGGAAGAGACGACUCAUAAAUAAACAAACACACACACAUAGCCCCCAGUGAGUGGGGUUUUACCUUAAGGAUAUUAGUGUAGAUGGGAAAAUAAGAAUGGGCGCGAAAGUUAUUGAAGCAGACAAGAAAAACGAUGGUAAACAAAAAUGCAACAUGAAGAAAAUAAAGUAAAUGUAAAAUUUUAUGUGAAAUUAUCGCAA
This is a messenger RNA of Topomyia yanbarensis, 11779 nucleotides long. It is a transcript of the gene Ptp99A, whose product is annotated as tyrosine-protein phosphatase 99A. The record is from RefSeq and is a predicted model, not a curated record. The coding region runs from base 953 to 4306 and encodes 1117 amino acids. The transcript has 11 exons. NCBI's taxonomy places the organism in Eukaryota, Metazoa, Arthropoda, Insecta, Diptera, Culicidae. Gene Ontology annotation, molecular function: protein tyrosine phosphatase activity; protein binding. Gene Ontology annotation, biological process: protein dephosphorylation.